AUGGCGCGUCAAUUGAUCUUCAUCACCGGUGCAACCGGUUUCAUUGGCAGUGCCACCGCCAUCGCAGCAGUCAAAGCGGGAUAUCGACUGCGAAUCUGUGUUCGAAAGCCCGCAGACAAGUUACAGGAUCUGCUGUCGGGGUAUAGCGACCAAGUGGAAUAUGUUACUGUUUCCGAUUGGACAGCCGAAGCCGAAUUCAGAGGGCAGUUGGAUGGAGCAGACUAUGUCAUCCAUCUCGCACAUCCUAUUCCCAGCGGCACCGAUAAAGAGUACUAUUUCACUCCAGCUGUGAAAGCAACGACUGCCUUGCUCAAGGAGGCUGCUCGAGUGCCAAGUAUCAAGAAGGUUGUGGUCACCUCAUCGAUUGCGGCCUUGAUGCCCCUGAACGGAAUACCAACCGGCGGUGUCGUCAAAGAGGACAACGACUGGGACUUUGAUGUAGAUGAGACUGAAGACUUCGCAGCAUCUAACGACCCACGAGGAAUACCCAUGCGGUUGUACCAUGCAUCUAAACUGCUCGCCAAUAAAACAGUAUGGGAGUUCCAGAAGACCGCAAAACCGCAGUACGCCUUGGUAACAAUCCAUCCUGUGUUUGUGUACGGACGCAACCCGGCGCAGACUACUGCUGAGGAGAUCCAAGAAUCCUCAAAUGGUCUCCUGUGGUAUGCUAUCAUGGCAGGCAUCCCUCACCACUCUUACUCUCGGGUUCCUGCUGUGCAUAUUGACGAUGUUGUUGAAGCCCACCUCAAGGCCCUGGAUCCAGCCAUCCCAGACGGGUCGAGGUAUCUGCUGUCGGCGAAGGGCGGGACCUGGAAAGAGGUGGCGCAGAUCAUUCAGCAGAACUAUCCAGGUCUUGGGGCAAAGAUUACACCAGACAUUGAGGAAGAGUUUCUCUCGACAGAUAGUAGCAAAGCAGAAGCAGAGUUGGGGCUGCAAUGGCGUUCAUGGGACCGGAUGGUGCGGGAUGUGGUAGACCAGCAACUGGAGUUUGUAAAAGGUUGA
Molecule: messenger RNA, 1002 nt
Organism: Aspergillus lentulus
Lineage: Eukaryota; Fungi; Ascomycota; Eurotiomycetes; Eurotiales; Aspergillaceae
Product: ketoreductase sphI
Molecular function (GO): oxidoreductase activity, acting on the CH-OH group of donors, NAD or NADP as acceptor
Source: RefSeq, a predicted model, not a curated record